Molecule: messenger RNA, 1753 nt
Organism: Cydia splendana
Lineage: Eukaryota; Metazoa; Arthropoda; Insecta; Lepidoptera; Tortricidae
Exons: 8
Coding region: 560-1753 (397 amino acids)
Biological process (GO): detection of chemical stimulus involved in sensory perception of smell; sensory perception of smell
Cellular component (GO): plasma membrane
Molecular function (GO): odorant binding; olfactory receptor activity
Source: RefSeq, a predicted model, not a curated record
GCCAAAUAAUAGGUUCACAAAAAAGUCAUAUAAAAUAAGUUUUAACUAAAACUCUAUCAUUUUAUACAUUAAAUAACUACCAAAGAACUAAUAUAAGUUACUCACAAGCUUUCAAGCCUUGACCUGCCGAAUCAGGGGCCCACAGAAAACCGCAAGAGCCCUUUUACCUUACCUAUUUAAUUUGGCUCACAGUGGGUUAACUUUGCUCCCCUAGUAAACUAUAGCUCGAAUCAAUGAUAUCCCAAACAAUGGGUAUCUUUAGCUCCUCAUUAUUGCUUCAGAUAUGUAAACAAUAUUAUUUAAAACAUGUUAGAUGAGAUACUCUUCAAUUCAUCUAAAUAUUUAAUAAUUAAUAGUUAAAAACAAUAUUUAUAAUUUCCUUAAUUUGGAGCAAAGUUGGACCAUUUUACGUACCAUCAAAUUUAGCAGGUUCUUGGCAGUGAACGUGUUAAGAUUGUUAAUCCGACCCCGGAAUUAAACGAGCCUACGUACUUAUAAUUAUAACCCUAAUAACAAAAAAUCCCUCAUUUUACAACUUACCUUCGUACCCAACGCUAAAAUGGAAUCCCCGAGAUAUCGGAAAAAUAAAACCACACAAUUUUUCCAUAAAUUGGACAAAAUUAUCUUCGUUUGCAGCAGCAUGAACUACUGGGUAGAUCAUAAUGACCUACCUGAGGUAUACCUGAACGCGUACAAGAGAAUUAUGAAAGUUAUAAACGCAGGGAUUGUUCUGUUUGUGGUGGGAGAGUUGACGUCAUUCUUCACUCAAAACAAUUUGACGGAGAAUCAGAAAUCUGACCGCCUUAUGAUGACGCUUUCACACACUUUGCUGUACUAUGUCACACUCUCUCUGGAUAAGGAGACUGUGACAGAGAUACUAUUUACCUUAGCUGUUGGUUUAAAGAAGGAUUUCAAUGAUCCGGAGACGGAGACACUUACGCUGAAACGCACCAAAAUCUACGCAUGUACAUUUGUGUUUCUUGGCUUUAACUCGAUACUAUUUUACGGUAUUAAAGGAUUAACUAAGGUAUUGUUUUCAGAUGAAACUUUCAUCACAAUGAUAACCGCCUGGCCCGAUAUCGACGACCGAUCACCCCUCGCUGGAGUCGGUCGCGUCGUCGUCUACGUCCUCUGCUGGCUAUGGAUGGCCAGAGUCACCACCGCCUAUGUCCUUGUCCUUGUUAUCACCAUCUCCCUCAGCCAUCAGUACAUGAACCUGCAGAUGUACUUUAAGAGCCUCGCGGGGGUAUUUGAAGAGAGGAUUAGUCAGAGUGAGAUGGAAGAGAAGUAUGAGAGAGCUCUUAAGCUUGGUAUAAGAUUGCAUGCUACCACCAUUUGGUGCACGCAACAAGUGCAGAGAACUUGUGGAAACGUGAUCAGCGCACAUAUCCUUAUUAACAUCUUUGUAAUGGUGCAACUCAUGUCACAGUUUAAGGAUGCCGAUCGCUCUCUGGGUCACGUGUCGGCUAUAUUAGCCACCUCUGUGACCAUGCUGAUCGACACUGGAUUCAUUAUGUGGAGCGCAGGAGACGUCACUGUUGAGGCAGGCAAAUUACCGACGGCCAUCUAUCUGUCAGGAUGGCAGAACUGCACGAACAUGUCUUCUUACCGAAUUCGGCGACUAAUGUUGAUUGCUAUGAUCCAAAGUCAGAAACCUGUCAUCAUCAAGAGUUUCGGAUUCAUAGAAGUCUCUUAUGAAUCGUAUGUAUCGAUCGUGAAGGCAUCGUACUCCAUAUUCUCAUAUUUGUAUUAA